Messenger RNA from Hyaloscypha bicolor E, 1509 nucleotides. RefSeq names its product general substrate transporter. Lineage: Eukaryota; Fungi; Ascomycota; Leotiomycetes; Helotiales; Hyaloscyphaceae. Gene Ontology annotation, biological process: carbohydrate transport; transmembrane transport. Gene Ontology annotation, molecular function: carbohydrate:proton symporter activity. The transcript is spliced from 6 exons. The record is from RefSeq and is a predicted model, not a curated record. Gene Ontology annotation, cellular component: membrane. The coding region runs from base 1 to 1509 and encodes 502 amino acids.
AUGCCGCUUUCGUCGGACUGUAGAAGGGCCUUGACUAUCGCCAUCACCAUCACAUGCGGUACAGGCUUCCUCCUAUUCGGUUAUGACCAAGGAGUCUUUGGGGGUCUCCUAUCCAACAAUGCCUUCCUUGGCACCUUCGGCAACCCCAAUGCUACCAUUCAAGGUCAGAUUGUGUCAACCUACGACAUCGGAUGUAUCUUAGGGGCGAUUUCUUCAAUCUUCUUUGAUGACAAGCUUGGUCGAAGACGAAGUAUCGUCUUGGGAUGCUGCUUGGUUAUCAUCGGGGGCACAAUUCAGACCGCUUCUUAUCACUUGCCACAGAUGAUCAUCGGAAGAAUCGUGGCAGGCCUCGGAACCGGGAUGAACACAACUGCCAUCCCGAUGUGGCAGUCAGAGACCUCCCAAGCCAAACAACGGGGGAAACUCAUCAUCAUUCAACUUGUCCUCGUCCUGGGAGGUAUCGUCAUUACCAACUGGAUGAAUUUCGGGUUCACAUACACACCAGACACCCAAGUCAGCUGGCGCUUCCCUCUUGCUUUCCAGGACUUCUUCGCAAUCUUGACCAUCCUUUUCAUUUCCUUCCUCCCUGAAUCUCCACGAUGGCUCGUCAUGAAAGGCCGCAGAGACGAAGCAAGAGUCAUCAUUGCUCGUCUACUUGCAAAGCCACAAGAUGAUCAACAAGUAAUUGACGACCUCAGCGUCAUUUGUGAUUCGGUUGCUCGUGCUGAGGAGCACGGGAACUUUGGAUGGCGUGAGGUCUUCCGCAAUGGCAAGAAACAAACUUUGAGACGUAUCUUGCUUGGAGCUGGACCCUCAUUCAUGCAGCAAAUGGGAGGAACCAACGUCGUGGCUUAUUACCUACCAGUUGUACUGGUCCGCUCAUUCGGCUUCACUAAUCGACUUGCACUUAUUCUGUCGGCAUGCGACUCGAUCUCUCUCAUGUUCUGGGGUUCAAUGGCUACCUUCCUCAUUGAGAGGGUGGGUCGAAAGAACUUGAUGUUGAUGGGUGCCUUCACACAAUCGAUUUGUUUCUGCGUGGCGGGCAUGGGUCUGAGUUUCAAUACUAAUCGGGGGUCCAUAUUAGCCGUAACUUUCAUUUUCCUAUACUAUGUCUUCUACGGUCUCUCGUUCUUGUCUAUCCCGUUCAUGUAUCCGUCCGAGAUCAACUCACAACACAUGCGUAACACAGGCGCCGCAGUAGCUAUGGUUGUGAAUUGGCUCUUCGUAUACGUUGUGGUGUUGAUUACACCAGAUGGCAUUGCCAAUCUCGGUUGGAAAUUCUAUAUGAUGUUCGGCAUCAUCAAUUUCUCCUUCCUCCCCAUCAUCUGGUAUUUCUUCGUUGAAACCGCCGGCCUGUCUCUCGAGGAGAUUGAUCGGCUGUUCGAAAUCAAGCGGAAUUCGCGGCACUCAUGCACGCCCAAGACUCGGAGAGGGAUAUGGAGAAGGUUGGUGGAUAUACGGCGGCUGUCGAAGACGUCACUUCAGAAGGAUCAAAGUAGUGCCUUAUGA